This is a messenger RNA of Danaus chrysippus (African queen), 1266 nucleotides long. The record is from the annotation of a GenBank genome assembly. Lineage: Eukaryota; Metazoa; Arthropoda; Insecta; Lepidoptera; Nymphalidae.
AUGCCGGACUGGCGAUACAACGUUCUGUCAACGAGCGAGGCGUAUUUGGACGCCGAGGGAGGUCCUCCCCGGGAUCCCUUCGCGGCGAGCUACCCUCGUCGAACAGAUCGCACCCGGCCCCACCAUACUUGUCCCUACACCACCAUUUUUCUUGGAACAAGAUCUAACAUUCCAUACCAAACACCAUUACACAGUGAGAGCGAUCCGUACGGCGAUGCAUUUUCAGUCGACCGCUCUUCAAACCUCACGGACACUUCAAGCUUUGCUCGAUAUGAGGAUUGUCGCUCGCAGUUGGAUAAUCCUCUGAUACCAAUCAAAGAUCCUGACAAAACAGAUGGCAGCGUAAGAGUGCAAGUACAAAAAUUGCCGUACAAUUCUGGAAUCUUUUAUGUAUCUAUGAAAUCAGAGUCUGACAAAGUCGUGCAAGACAAUAACUUGUUUCCUCUUGAAGGAUCGGAUUCAGAUGCUCUGUCCUCUUGUACUUGUGACAGUUUUGAAAGAUGUGAAUUCGAUUGCCGGGACUUUGAACCGUUCUCAGACACUUGUUGUUGUGAUCCUCUGAGCGAUGGUGUCUGCAGCCGUAGCCCCAAAGAUGUCGACUCCCCCGAACACUUCAGUGAUCGAGUGGUGGAAGAAGACCGUGUGUCAGCACGAAGCGAUAUGGAUGGUCUGGAUUUAGCUUUAUUUGAACCAGCACAGACUGAUUCUAAUGAAUGUGGCGAAGAUUCUCUUGACCAAAAUUCAGUAUCCGUUGCGGCAAGUGUAUGCGGAAUAUUACACUCACUUCCAUAUAUCAAUGAUGCAGCAAGCACAGCUGUUAGUGGUGCAUCAACAGGAGUGCCUCUCUCAUGGGAACCAUUCUACUGCGUGUUACAACAGGAUCGUCGCACGCUGACAGCUUACAUCAGCGAAGAACUCGCUUCGUUUCCUGGCUUCUAUUUGGACUACAAGGCAUCCAAUAAUAACGGGGAAUACGCCACGCGCAGUUUACCCCGAGUGAGAAUAGAUGGCGGCACUAACGUCGGAAAUGGAGUCAGAUUAAGAUGCUGGGCGGCUCCUCCUUCGAUUACAGAAGAAGAAGCAGAGGACGAGAUCGAAGAAGAUGCAGUUUCAUUACGGGCCCUACCAUCACAAGAGGGCCAUCGCAUUAUAUCCGACGCCCCUGCAUUUCUCUGUCAGAGUCGCGGCGUUCUGUUCACGUCAGUGCGUUAUGUCGCUUCCGACUCGACAGACAUGGGAUUCGGAUUUAAAGCGCCUUUUUUAUAA